UUGAUCACGUCGUUAUGUUUACUCUUACUUUUUACUUCUGAACAAUUUAAAUGAAAUGUCUAAACAAAAGAAACUCGGUUGGGGAUAUGUAUAUUCUUUCUUUUAUAUUUUAAUUUAUGCUAACCUGAUGACUUGUUUGGAAUUCGUUCGAGAAUUCUAAAAAGUUCUGCUAAUUACGACUCCUUGGUAUUAUUAAGGACAACUAAAAAAGACCGUAAAAUACUAAAAAAAUUUUUUUUUUAGCUGAUCUACAAUAACAAAAUAAGUAGAGAAAGCGUAUGGGAUCAGUUCCAGAGGAAAUUCAUUUUUAUUAAAUAUCUUUGAAAGUGAAUUUGCCCUGGAUUUUUCACUAAAUCUCGUGUCUUGAAGAAUUUUUCUCUCAGUCUAAGCGUGGGGAUUUUUUAAAAUUAUUCAACGUUCUAGAAAAACCUAACACCACUCAUAAUAUUAACACAUACACUUCUCUUACCAGUUAUCAUGUACUCAAAAAAACGCUAAACGCCAAGUUAACGGUAAUAAAUAAAAAAUCGUCUUUUAAUUGUUGCAUUUAAAACCAAAUUGUAAAUUAAAUGUUGCACACAAAGUGCAAAUUAUAGAUACACAUAAUAUCCAAUUCUAUGUUUCACUAUAUACUAAGUUCUAGUUUCGAUUUAACGAUGUUAUGAAAAAGUUCUUGUAUAAUUCCUACCAACACUUUGUUCGGAAAUUGACUGAAAGUACUGUCAGUACUGAAAAUCUACAGUAUACGUCACUUGGACUAUACUAUUUUCAAUACUGACAGUACUUUCAGUCAAUUUCCGAACACGCCCUAUGCAGCACUUACGGACUUAUCGUGUGCGAUCAUAAUAUAAAAAUGCUUCGUGUAUUGAAUGAAAUUGAAAAAGUUACGCAAAUUUCUCCUCUGGUGAUACAAUUUACUAGGAUGAGAAAUAAUAGUUAAAAGGUUAGAUAUAAAUAGUUGUAUUGUUUUUCAAAUCGAAUAACAGAAUAUUAGAACAUCCUGUUGAGCUGACCAGUGAUGUAAUUGGGAAGCCCUAUCCACGCCAAGUUUCAGAGAACCAAGCGGAUCCAGUUAUCAGCAUUCAGAAAUAAGCAGAUCAAUUUCAGAAGACGAGCUUUACAAAAAGUGUACAAAAGGAACCCAAAUAGAUCUACCAUUGCCCUCGUGGAAGUAUUUGAACAACGCACAAAAAAUGAGACCUUCAACAUCGGGAUAUUUUCAGAAACUGAACAGAGUUAAUGAUAUGUACCUGAGCUAUGGAUCUAAACAACCGCUUCACUCGAUGCAAAAUGAAAUUACACUAAAUUCUCAGCAGCACAGGCAAAACAACAAAUAUGUUGCUUUGGACAUGAUUACACCUCCAUAUAUUGCACGUAACAAUUCAUAUAACGAUAGUAAUUACUUGGAUCCAGUGAGCAGUUCGUGCAACACCUGUUGUUGCAUGUGUAUGAGCAACAGAGGUAUGCAAUCGCGUAGAACUUUAAACCUUGAGGAUGAGGAUAGCCCUCAGGGACUAUCGUGGAGGCGAUUACACAUGAGUAGAGCUAAGCUGAAAGCUACUGCAACUACUUCUGAACUGCUAAGUGGAUUUGCCAUGGUAGCUAUGGUGGAGUUGCAAAUAAAUGAACCGACAGCAGUACCGGAAUGGCUAUUUGUAAUGUUUGCUGUUUGUACAACUGUCCUGGUAUCAGUUCAUAUCUUUGCGCUUAUGAUUAGUACGUAUCUCCUGCCUAAUGUCGAAGCUAUAAGUAAACUUCAAAUUGCUCGGUUAGUAACUGAAUCCCCUCAUGAGCGAAUGCGCGGCUUUAUAGAACUUGCUUGGGCAUUUUCAACUGUAUUAGGGCUAUUUCUCUUUUUGGUAGAAGUAGCUAUUUUAUGCUGGGUUAAAUUUUGGGACUAUUCAUUCACAGCUGCCACAGCUAGCACAAUUAUUGUAAUUCCAGUACUUAUUGUUUUCAUAGCAUUCGCUGUACAUUUCUAUCAUUCUUUGGUUGUCUAUAAAUGUGAAGCCUCCGUUUCAGAUAUGAAAGAGUUAGAAAGUAUCAGAAAGAAUUUGGAUAAUGUGACAAUUAGUCAAAGUACCGUGUGAUUUACGAUGUCAAGUUCUGCUGCUUCAGGGAAGCUGGUUUCUCCAAUAGUUUGAGAAAAUGUGAAUGGUUCUUGUUAAUAUAUGCAUGCAUAUUUGUCGACUACAUGACCAUAGCUAUGCAUAAUUAUUUUAAGUGAGUUUAUUCGGCUAAAAUAAAGAAAUAGUAAAUUCUGAUGGUAUGAAUUUAUUCAAAGAAAGCAUCUAUCGAAAUAAAAAUAAAUUGAGUUAUUACGAAUUAUUUAGAAUUGGUUCACUUCCAAUCAACCUAUGAAAACAUAACUUUCUAUCAGCUGCGGAAGUCGCCGAUACAGAACAUGGCAAGACGAUGUACAAUUUGAAUCAAGCAUACUUUUUACUCACAUGCAAUAAGCAAGUACAAAAUAAGUAUUUCUUAUGACAAGACCUGUAGGUCAACUUCAACUUGGUAAUUUCUGUAACGAUUGCAAGAACCUUGGUAUCACAAAUUAACAAAAGUUGGACGUUUGUUAUGCGUUUGUGUCAUGCUAUGCAAAAGCAGCAGCAUAACAAGAUGGCAAUAAAUAACAGGCUCAAACAUAACUAACUAGGUAAAACAUUCAACGAUGGAAUGACGUGCAAUAAAUAGAUGACCAAUACAGUCUGUGAUAUUUAUGUAAAGAUAAUUUUCCUCCAUUAAUGGCAAACUGUUUAUCGUGAAAUUAAUAGGACGUCAAAUUUUACCAAUUGUGAUCAGCCCAUUGUCAAUAGAAAAAGCAAAAUUAUUAACUGAAUGGGUUGGAUGGAAAUAAGUGGUGACUUAUUAUUUAUAAACUAUACAAAAUUCUUCUAAUACCCAGAUAAAAUUGGCAAGAAUGACAAGAUAUCAAGUCCACUGUUGUAAUCGAUGGCCAUAUAUAAUGUAUAAGUAUUGAAAUAGUGUCCAAUAAAUCGGAAUAUCAGAUUUUUAUAAUACAAACUAUAUUAUGUGAAUAUAAAAAAUUAAAAUUCUCGUUCGCAUAUUCACAAAAACACUAUAAUAGCAAUGGGAAAAUAGUUUAAGUAUAUAAGCGAAAGCAAAAUAAAGCUUAUACCUGUGAUCAAUAUGAAAAAAAAAAAAGAAACAAAUUCCUAUCUUUCAUGUUACUAACAAUUACAAUGAAAUUCGUAAAUUUUAGUUAGAUAGAACGAAACAAAAUGUUUCCUUCAGUGACAGUUUUGUAAGGUGUGGUGAGUUACAAUAAUUUUGCAAACACGGUAAGAGUGCUCAAUAAAUUCGCGCUAACAUUUCACAAUCUAAAUCAUAAGAUCUUCACGAUUAGACUUCUCUGAAUUUUUGAUUGACAAAGUAAUAUAGAAAAUAAACCUUAACAUAUACGGUGGCAGGCGUGUCAAAAUUUGCAAAUAGAAAAGUUUAAAACUUAUCGAGUUUCGAAAAUAUUUGACAUCCAUUUAAUCUUUAGCGAAAAUUGCAACUAUAGAAGGGUGUAUAUAAUACACAAGCACACAGGUGCCCAUGCGCACACACAUGCGAUAGUACAAGCGAGAGCUCUUAUUGUUAGAACAUCUCGUACAUCGUAACAAUAAUAAUAAAAAUAAUUAAAAUUACUGUUUCAAGUUUCAAUUUGCGAUUUUUAUUUCAAUUCGUUUUUUUGUUCUUCUUUUUUAUACUAGCGUAAAUUGUAUUUCUAAUGUAUUUAGACUCUUUAAUUUAAACGUUAUACUUAGUUUAUCAAUACAUUAGAAAUUAUACAAAUAAAUAUCUUUUAUACCGAAUUCUCAUUGGAUUUGUUUCAUAAUAAUUUUCGUAAAAUCUGAUAUCCUCAGAGACGUUAGGUAUGUAACAUUUUUUUCAAUACUUGAGUACAUACGAAUUUGUUUCGAUCUACCGUGAAAAUGUAUUAUUAGUAUGUAUCUGGGUUAUUUGAACAUGUAUUAUUUCUCACGUAUUUUAUAAACUAAGGUUUAGUCUUAUGGUCAUGAAUAAUCUCUAUGGUAGUUUUGUCGCCCCCUGCAAGAAAAUUGCUCAAAAUUAACCCAGGAACGUUACACUUGGUGUGGCAUACCCAGCUCUUUUUUCCAUUGUGUAAUGCUUUCAGUCGCCAGACUUCAAUGACUCAUAUGUAUUUAUAACCAAUUGUUGCGAUAUUCGACUUUAUCCUACUCCCUUGCAUUUUUAAUCGUUUAACAGACAAUUAUGCAUUGGAUUUAUGAAGAAAUCUUGAUUGCAGCUGAAAUCAUUGUAUCUUGAAGUCGGUCGGGUGGCAAACACUCAAGGGUACGGUUAGUGAUCGGCUGUGAAAGUGUACCGUUCGAGGGUUAAAGAUCUGAGAUUUCUGUCAUACAAUUGGAAGCAAUUAUAAUUUAGUGAGGUCCAAAAUAAAUUUAUAAAACUAUUGGAACACAAAGUUUAAUUUAUGGAACAUUAUGUUUGGCAUUUAGAGUCAACCAUUCUGGUCAACUUUCAAUUUUAUAUUGAAAUUACAUAAUAUCAAGUAACUGCUGACAGUAAGGGUGAAGUUCAUGCAAUGAACGAUAUGCUAUCUUUUAAAACUUUGAAAUCUCAAUAAAUUAAUCAAGCAUUGCAUUUGUAUGAUAAUUUAGAAUCUUGAGAUCGUAAUUCUAAACCACAUUUUUGAUGCAUUUGGUUAUAGAUUACAGAUCAACAACAGUGUUUAAUUUUUUUAAAGACAUACGAGUCGUCUUUGAGUUGUAACAGACUUAAGAAAAUUUGAUUGUACAUAUUAUAUAUUAUGUAUACUUAAACUCUAUUUUUUCAAUAUCAACACGUAAUUUGAUGUCAAAAUACUAUUUUUCUGAUGAUCAAUGAACCAUCAUUUGCUUGGCUUGGUCGGCACACAGGAGCUUAAAGUUUUUUACCAAUGUUUCUCAUGUAAUAAUGAACCUAUUGAUUUAGGUAUUAUUGACAAAGAUGCAAUUCUUCAUAUACAAGUGUUAUUUUAAUGUUUGACCUUAAUUCAUUAUUCUCCACAUAUUCCUCAUUUUAAAAUUAAGUCAAUAAGUGAAACGUAGCAGUCUCUUGCAAGGGUACGAUGUUUGUUCGAAAUAUCUGGCAAGGAGAAAGUUGAAUAUUUUCAAUACAUGUAUGAAUUCAUGUAUAUGUAUAUAUAUUUAUUUUAUUCCAAAAGUAAUUUGAAUAUCAUUGUGUGUAAUCAUUCAUUUUACUUUUGAAUAAAUUCAAAUCGAUUUCUUCUCAAAACAUUAAUAUCAACACAUCAUUUUACUUUAUAUAGGAUCUAUUUUUCUGUGCUAAUAUUAAGUUAGCAAAUAAAUAAAGUUGCAGAUGUAAGUUACAGAAUAAUUGAUUGUUAUUCUAGGUUUGCACGCUGUAAUUUCUGAUAAUUAACGUAUGAAUUGGGGUAAGACUAGUAUGUGCAUAACUGCUGAAAUGCAUUCAGGGGAUUCAUAGAUAGAAAGAACCAUAGAUUACCCAUUGAUAACACGUUAUAAUAAAUUUUCUAACUUGACUGAAUAACUCGACGAGCUAUAAGGAGUGUGCCUCAAUUUUCUUCAAUAUCAAGAAACAAUAUUAUAUUCACCAAAAUCGCGUACUACCGUUGUCACACAAGCAAUUAUGUUUCGUUACCUACUUUUAUUGCUCCUGAAAAUGAUGAAAUUCAAUAUUUUUUUGUAGACUUUUAUGUAGGGAAAUAUUUAAUAUUUCCAAUGCAAGAGAUUUCUUUCCUUGUCCGUAACUUCGUGCAACAAUUUUACUUAAAUAACUUCAACUUUUUACGAUGUCGGAUAAUUCUAGAUAAUCUUAAAACAUUAAAAAUUAUCAUAUAUGUGUGUGUGCGUGUAUUUACCUAUGUAUGUACUUAUGUACGUACGUAUGUAUGUAUGCAUGUAUAUAUGUAUGUAUGUACAGAAAAGUUGUUUUGUAUGAAACUAAAGCGGUUUUAAAAUAAAGUCACAACCUGCACACUUCUUCACUGGAUGCACUUGCGAAAUCGUCAAAUGAUCACUUAUAGUCAUAACUCUAAUAAUAUGUUACGUACACUUUCAAAUUAUAAUCGUUCCAUAAUAAAUUAAAACAUAUUUUUUCUGUAUGAAUUAUGUACCUUUAGUGUUUACAUUCAAAUAAUAGUAUGAUAGACCAAAAGGUACUGGAUGACAGGGAGUAAUUAAUAGUAUAAAAAUAAAAAAAUUAAUCUGUUCGCUGACUCAGCUUCUCGAUAAAUACCUAAUUUGACUAAAUCUGCACCGGCAGUCUUAGAAAUUCUGGGAUGCCACCAACAGUAACAAAUUUACCAAAUGAUCUAUCCGAUAUAAUCUCUAAAUUGCUGGAGAGUGCAAUAAUCUAACGUAAAUAUUCAACAAUAUAACAAAUGAAAUGCGCUUAAUGAAUGAUAAUACUUAUCAUAAAUCACGCAUAACUUUAGAUUACAACUCAGAAAAUGAUUUUCACAAAAAUGAAUGUGAAUUAAAAUUCUUCACAUUAGCAAAUUUUUGUUUUGCCCUAUUACGUUAAUGAGUUUUAGCUACAGAAUGCUAUACAAGCCUACCAUCACAUUAUAUUUCAGAAUCGAUCAUACAAAUUUAUUGAAUGUUUUAAAUGCUCGUGACAUUAUUGCGUUAAAUGACAGAAAUGACUUUUGAAAAUAUUUUGUAGGGUUUAAGAAAUACUAUAUUAACAAAGCAAACAGUAGAAUGACCAAAAUCUAUUCUAAUAUAAACUUUGCACAGUUGUUAUUCUAUUAAACCGUAUAAUUAUACCUUAUGCCACAAACCAUAUUUUUGUAGA
This is a messenger RNA of Neodiprion fabricii, 6810 nucleotides long. It is a transcript of the gene Orai, whose product is annotated as calcium release-activated calcium channel protein 1. Gene Ontology annotation, biological process: store-operated calcium entry. NCBI's taxonomy places the organism in Eukaryota, Metazoa, Arthropoda, Insecta, Hymenoptera, Diprionidae. The record is from RefSeq and is a predicted model, not a curated record. Gene Ontology annotation, cellular component: membrane. The coding region runs from base 1194 to 2090 and encodes 298 amino acids. Gene Ontology annotation, molecular function: store-operated calcium channel activity. The transcript is spliced from 3 exons.